This is a messenger RNA of Hevea brasiliensis (rubber tree), 713 nucleotides long. RefSeq lists its product as uncharacterized. Gene Ontology annotation, cellular component: endoplasmic reticulum membrane; COPII-coated ER to Golgi transport vesicle; Golgi membrane. Gene Ontology annotation, biological process: endoplasmic reticulum to Golgi vesicle-mediated transport. The record is from RefSeq and is a predicted model, not a curated record. Lineage: Eukaryota; Viridiplantae; Streptophyta; Magnoliopsida; Malpighiales; Euphorbiaceae. Bases 147 to 380 code for a protein of 77 amino acids. The transcript has 3 exons.
AGAAGAAAUGGGUCUGAAUCUGGAGGUUGCUUGCUUAAACAAAUACUUCAACAUCAACACACUCUGAGUCAGAUUCCGGUUCUCGGUCGUCGCUCGCAUUAGCUACUCCGGUACGCGAUUCAAGUAGCAGCAACUCCGCAGUGAACAUGGGCUUGUGGACAUUACUGGAGGGCUGUCUUCUUCUUGCAAAUGCUCUAGCAAUAUUAAAUGAAGACCGGUUCCUUGCACCAAGAGGCUGGAGCUUCUCAGAGUUUUCAGGAGGUCGAACAAAGUCUUUCAAAGGGCAGCUUAUGGGGCUUAUUUAUGCAACCCAGUACAUGAGAGUUCCUCUUAUAAUACUGAAUGCCAUUUGCAUUGUUGUAAAGCUAGUGUCUGGAUGAUGCCGCUAAGGAGUCAUUUAGUUGCUUCUGACUAAAAGGCGUCUGCAAAAACAAAGAUUCUUUUUGGAAGGGCAGAGAAGCAUAUAGAAAAUUCAAGGCUGCAGUUGAAAUUCUCUUUUGUAUGAUUAGUGAGUUUCAGGUUGUAACCCUAGCCUUGAAAACACAAUCAGUCAUGCAGAUGAGGAUAUUUUGGUGUUUGAUAAAAAAUUUAUAACAUGGUUUUUGUAUUCUUUUAGAAGUUUUAGAAAUUGACCUUAUAUAUGACAUUUUUGUUGGCUCAUUAACCUAAAUUUUUUUGCCAGAAUGCAAUGGAAAUAUAAUUUUUCUUGAUAA